GAUACGACACUUUCUCAGUGGAGGCAUUGUUAUUACUUAAAUUAUAAACAAAUUGUAAAGAAGUAACAGGCAACACAAACAGAAAAAUAUUUAAGGCCCCAAGUGGUCCAAGUGCAACACCAGCCACAUCCUGAAGACCUGGACGAUGGCGGCGACCGCAGGCGAUGUGGAGGAGUUCCUCAAUGGUCCAUUAGUGACCUGGCUUGGAACAUGUGUGAAAAGACCAGAGGGUCUCCAAGUCUAUGAGAGCUUCCACGACGGCGGGCCCAUCAUCGAAGUGCUACUCCAGAUAGACCCAGAGCCAGCCCAGCCAGUGCCUACAUUAUCCAACCUACAAGGACUGAGUAUCAUUGCUUCCCGAAUCAAAAUCUUCCACAGCAUUAUAAAGAAUGUAAAAACAAUCUACGAGCAAGAAUUGGGCCAGGUUGUGAUUGCGCUGCCGGAUUGCGUCGCGAUUGGUCGUGCGCCAGGCUCACAGGAAUCUUUAGAGCAUUUAAAAUUGUUAAUUUUACUUUUGCUUGGAUGUGCGGUUCAAGGACCAACAAAAGAGAUUUUUAUUACUCGCAUUAAACAGUUGUCUUUGGAGGCUCAACAUGACAUUGUAGAAUGCAUUAAAAGGGUAACUGAUGAUCAAACAAUUGUUUUGACACAAGACUGGCCCGAACAGUCUUUGCAAAACAUCUACGGCCAUCUGCGAACGUUAACAAGCGAAAGAGAUUCGCUGUUUCAACACUGGGUGAGCGACCUUGGACAGGAAAUACCUGCGCCUGUCACCACCGAUAAAGACGGCUUUGAAUCUAAUCAUUUGGCGGUUGAGUUGGCUGAUUGGAAGUCACGACUGCGAAAACAAAGACAAGAAUUAGAAGAAAAAACUGAACUUUUGACGGAAUGUAAAGAAGAACUUGAACAUGCGAAUUCACUGGUGUCAAAAAUCAAGGCGGAAAAUACUGAAUUACUCGCAGAAGCUCGAAAAGCUAAGGCAUAUCGAGAUGAAGCAGAUGCCAUUCGAGAAAAAGCCGAACGCGCUGAUAAAUUGGAAGCAGAAGCGCAGAGAUACCGCGAGCGAUUGGCUGAUACCGAUUUUUAUCGUGUGCGCGUCGUGGAACUUCGUGAAGAUAACCGUGUUCUGCUAGAAACUCGCGAAAUGUUGGAAGCGCAACUUGCAAGAUCCAGACAACGUGCUGAGCAUGUUUUAGAACUUGAAGCUGAGGUUCUACAACUAAAACAAGCGAUUAAUGAUGUUACAUUGGAACGCGAUGCUGACCGUGAGCGAAUGGGUGAGUUAAUCGAUGAAAAUGUUCAAUUACAACAAGUUACGAAACAAGCACUACAAGAAAACAGCUCCAUAACACUAGAUUCUGAUCUGGAAGAGUCCAAUUCCGGUGAUAAUAGUUUAUCGGAACAGUUGACGAAUAAUGCGCAGGCGCGUGCGUUGAAAUUAGAACUUGAAAAUCGUAAAUUAUUAUCAACGAUUGAUUCGUUGAAAGAAUCAAACUUUCAUGAGAGUAGUAAGAAGUUACUAGAGAUUGAAAAGGAGAAGAAAAAGUUAGAGUUGAAACAUGAACAAUUACAAGAGAAUUUCGAGAGGUUAAGACAACAAAAUCGUGAAUUAGAUGACUUAUUCAAAGCGUCAAUUCAAGAAAAUAGAAAACUACAAAGUUCGUUUGAUUCAAAUAAAAUCAUCGCGGAUCGCCAAGCGCAAGAUAUACAAAACGAACGCAUAAAAAUCGAAGAACUAGAGAAAAAUAUCGAUUCUCUGACAAAAGAAAAACAAAGAAUUCAGAUAUUAACGGAUAAUAUCAAAAAACGAGCGGAUGAUGCCGAAAAAAGUCUCGGCGUUGUUUCCGAGCAGUUGGAAGCCGUUCAAGAAGUGGCAAACAAAGCAAAAGAAUACAAAACACAAGUGGAUGAAUCAAAAGAGAAGAUUUUACAAACCGAGAAGGAAAUUGCAGCCGCCCAGAGAGAAGUGGCUAAGUAUAAAGAGACAAAUGAGGUUAAAGAUCGAACUAUCGAUGAGCACCAUGCGCAGAUUGAGAUUAUCAAAAAAGAAUUACAGAGGGCGCUGAAAGACAGUGAUUCACUCGCGGUACAAUUAGAAAAACAACAGGAAAAUGAACAGAAAUUACAAGAAUUAAGUUCACAAACUGCAAUCGCGACUGUUACAAUCGACAAUCUACAAAAAGAUUUAAUAAGUCACAAGUUAACCAAUGAAAAAUGUAAGAAAAUCUUAGAAAAACUCGGAUUGAAUUUCGAUUUACUGGAUCUCGAUGUAAAUGUUUUGCUUGAAAAAGUCUUUAGUAAUCAAGACCUUGUCGGUACAUUCGUCGUCCGCCAACCGGAAGUCGAACAAUUGAGUAUUCAACAGUUGGAUGAACUUAAAACACUACAGAAAUCCAAUGCGGAUCUACAAAGUGCUAACGCGACACUCCAGGUUGACGUUUCCACGCUUACAAGUAAGAUUAACUCACUGCAAGCUCAACAAACCGCUUUACAACUCGCAAAUAGUCAACUGGUAGCCGAAAAAGAAGACUUAUCCAAGUUGAAUGAAGGUUUUAUAAGCAAACAUGACACUCUACUGCAUGAUCAAGUCACAAUUCGUACUCUAUACGAACAACUGAACGCAGAAUAUGAAGAAUUGACAAAAGAACAGGAACAAUUGAAGAAAAACAAUCGGGAUUUACGCAUUGAAGUGCGCACGUUGAAUGAAUCAAGUACAAGUCACGAGAAGAAGAUCGCUACGCUUGAAUUGGAGAAAGAAGCGUUGAAAAACGAGUCGAAGAGUUUGGGUAAUUUACGCACGGAACAUUCGAAGCUAAAAGAUGAUUUUCGUAAUCUGUUCACGGCGAAUGAUCGCUUGAAAACCGAAUACAAAGCAAUGCAAGAAGAGAUUAAAAAUUUGAAGAGUGAAAGCUGGCGAUUGAGGUUAGGUAACUCCGAAAUGCAAGGUGAAUUAAACACGCGUAGUGAUGUUGUAGGGACGCUGCAACUUGAAAACGCAAAACUACGCCAACACUGCGAUAUUUUACUGGAUAUGAAUCAUAAUUUAGAUACAGACAGACGCGCGUUGAUGGAUCAUGUAUCUAAACUCCUCUCACAGUAUCAUUCUCUAUUGAUGCAUUCGUUAGAAGACAAACAACAUUAUCACAUGGAAGAGAAACACUUCACAGAUAAAUUAAACAACCUCUGCCGGCAGAAAGAGAAACUAGAAGAGAAGAUCAUGGAACACUACAGGAAAUUAGACAAUGCUUCCGGUAAAAAGCGAGGAUUCGGCGCUACAUUAGCACGAAGAGUUCGUAGAGCUACAGAAGCAUUGAAUAAACUCCCUAAUCGUCAUCGUCGGAGUUGGCAUGAAGAUACAAUUCGACUAACACAAUCCGGAGAUUCCGGUGGUAAUGAUUCGGAUUCCACUGCAGAGGAAAAGCCGCAACCCACCUUACAACACGAAGCAUUAAAACGUGUCCCUGGCAAUGUCGGUAGUCUAAAACCACGAGAUGAGAUUGCACUUAGAAGAAGCCAUCGUGAUUUGUCAAGUCAUCGUAAUAGCAUCGCUGGUGAUCAAGUCGGACCGUUGAGUUUAGGUUCAGUAGGAACAAGAAGAACUGUUUAUCUAUCCGAGGAUGACCCCAAUACGUCUACACCACAGGGUAAUGCUGUUACAAGCAGUGCAAACACCGGCGGAACAAAUACACCGACUAACAAUGGCAGUGGUGGUGGAAAUCCGCCAUUGUUGGUCUACAAUCGUAUCUCCACUGUGAUCGGUGCACAAGCAGCGCCAUCUACAACCACAACUAACGAACAGCAAGAGAAAAGUAAGGUUAAUAAUACCACGCCCUCCGCGGGUGAAUUACGCACGUCGGAGAACAAUGCCAAAGAGAACGCCAUCUGGUACGAGUACGGAUGCGUUUAGAUUGUAAUAUUUUAGGUUAGAAAUGCUUCCUUUCUUCAUCGUAUUAAAUUGUAUAAGCAUAACGACGCUACGCAACAAUCAGGAUGAGAACGAAUCAAAAUUUUGUGAUAGUUUUACAUUAUUUGACAGCUAUUUCGAUCUCCGCAGCAACUGAUCAUGAUAAUAAUUAAUCAACCAGAAAUUAAUAGUUCCUUAUAUAAGAAUAUGUAUAUGUACUUAACCUGCGUCUUGCCUUAACCGACUGCUUCGCGCAAAUGCAACAACCGAUGUAUUUAAUUGUUAUGUACUUAAUCGAAACUUAGUCGUAAGUAAUUUAAUAAUUUAACGAACGCACUCAUACAUGACUAACCAUGAUGUUUAUUUCGUAACUUAAGUAAUUUAACCGUCAACUUAUCUAGUGCAUUAAGUUUUUUCGAUAGUUUUGGAAGAUUUGAAGACAUUUAUUGAUACGUUUCGAGCUGGUAGAUGAAAAACGAGCAAAUAAUUGUGAUUUUCGUGUCUUAGGCAAUACACAACUCCAUUGAUUGUCUUAUGAUGAUGCAUUUUUUACAACGUUUUAGACAAAUUUACCUCUAGAGCAGGUUUUUAUACUCGACUUUAUACCAGUGUCUUCUUUAUAUAGACAACAAACAUUAUUUAUACAAUAUAUGUAUAUGUACUUAUACAGAAUGCGAGAAAUAUAAAUAUGUAGCUAGAA
Dalotia coriaria is the source of this 4604-nucleotide messenger RNA. It is a transcript of the gene Girdin, whose product is annotated as protein girdin. The record is from RefSeq and is a predicted model, not a curated record. Gene Ontology annotation, molecular function: dynein light intermediate chain binding; microtubule binding. The coding region runs from base 146 to 3907 and encodes 1253 amino acids. Lineage: Eukaryota; Metazoa; Arthropoda; Insecta; Coleoptera; Staphylinidae. The transcript is spliced from 5 exons. Gene Ontology annotation, cellular component: centrosome; cytoplasm. Gene Ontology annotation, biological process: cytoskeleton-dependent intracellular transport; cytoplasmic microtubule organization.